AUGGCUUCUCGACGGAAGGGAGAGCAUAAUUGGGUCGAAGACGACGUGCAGCAUGGCGCUCCACCACCGAGGAGAGCCAAGAAUCUGGCCAAUCUCAGGAUCCACGCUCACCUGAUGGGUGACGAUGAAGGGACUUCGCAAAUGUCUCAUUCAUCUCUUUCUUCUGUAAAGAUUGGAAUCAUGGACCGUAAAGAAGUGGUGGGUGCCUCCAGUGAAGGAGUUGCGGAAACAGCUUCGGAUGUGUGCGCCAUAUGUCUUAUGCCGAGAACCGAUCCAACGUCGCUCGAUAAGUGCUCGCAUUCGUUUUGCUUCGUUUGUACUUCACAAUGGUUAAAACACGCUGGAACAUGUCCACUGUGUAUGACACCAGUUAGCUCAUUUUCGCAUAACAUAGAUCUUCCACCAGGUUUGCGUCCAGUGGUGUCAGUUGGUGAUUUGCGUAAAGCAGAUGAAGUAGCUCGAUUAGUUGAAAGGGGAAAGUCUUUGCCACCUGUGAACGAACAAGAGAGCACAAGCGCUCGAGUUGACCAUUCUUCAGAUCUCGCCAGUGCUAGUACGCGACUCAUCAAUGAAAUUAGCAUGCUCGAAAUGCUCAAGCGAGAUUCUACGACAAGGCACGAACUUGUUAGCAACAUUACGUUCCGUUCAUUGAUAUAUAAAGACAAUCUUGAUCGGAGCUCCAUUGACCGUAAUGCGAAUUGGGUACCUUUCACACCAGAAGUUUUCAAUGCUAAUGAGACCGCUGCAGCUGAGCGAUUGUUUCCCUUCGUGGAUCGUGAGCUGAGAAUUGUUUGGUGCAGUAGAAAGCCUAACGAGUCACUGGAACUCUAUAGAAGGAAAUAUGAUAGCCUCGUGUCUGACAUCAUCUUAUGGUGUUCUGAGAUUCAAAUAAAUUCUCCACAAUUUGCGCUUAACCUUCGUUUGGCCGGAGUUUGUCCAUUCUAUCUAGUGCGCUUUCAAACUGAGCUGUUUGAUUUUGCAAGUAGCAUGCGGAUUGAUGUGCUUAAUCUUAUAGCUCGAAAGAGUUGCGACGACUGCUGCGUCGAAGAAAUCGUCGAGCAGCGAGUACAGAAGGCCGAAAUUGUGCUGUUAAGUGACGGCGACUCUGAUUCAGCGGUUAUUACUACUAACCCGGACAGAAAUAACGAUGAUGUUAUUGUCUUAAGUGAUGACAGUCAUUCCGGCGAAGAAUCGAUCUUAAGGAGGGUUGAAAUUGAAAGCAACAAUGUGAGAAUACCUUGGUCAAGUGUUGGCGAAGACGGUCGGUCAAGAGAUGACGUACGCAAUCGGUUAAGAAUUCAUCCAAGCGAUUUUUCAAGCGAUGACGUGGACGAUCGGUCAGGAAUUGACUCAAGCGAUUUUUCAAGCGAUGACGACGACAGUNGUUCAAGAGAUGACGAACAAAAUCGGUCAGGAAGUGAUUCAAGCGAUUUUUCAUGCGAUGACGACGACAGUGGUUCAAGAGAUGACGAACAAAAUCGGUCAGGAAUUGACUCAAGCGAUUUUUCAAGCGAUGACGAGGACAGUCGGUCAAGAGAUGGCGUACCCAAUUGGUUAAGAAAACUCACCCGAGCGAUUUUUCAAGCGAGAACGGAUACGGUCGGUGAAGAGAUGACGAACGCAAGCGGUUAA
Molecule: messenger RNA, 1632 nt
Organism: Angiostrongylus costaricensis
Lineage: Eukaryota; Metazoa; Nematoda; Chromadorea; Rhabditida; Metastrongylidae
Source: the annotation of a GenBank genome assembly